CACACGGUCUCGCUUGUUCCGUCCCCAGCGCAGGAUGUGAGGCGUCAGCAUCAGCACCGCAGCCCGUGUCUGGAAGAAGCGAAAAUAGCGCACAAUUUUGGCGCCUCAAAAACAUCGCGGUGCUGAAAUUACACAUUGCGUUAUCACCUUUCUGCGGAGACAGGAGAAGGCCACUCCAUGACAGUCUCGCCUCGCGCACAACGUCUUUGCGCAUCACACAGCAGCGGCGUCUCAUCGCGGAAUCGCUGAAAUACUACAGGACGCUAUUACACAACAUUUGGGUUUUACUGCGUACGGGACAAUAACCUGCUAUGGUCGCAGGGGUUCAUGGCAUGGCUCUCUGGGGAUUGUAUGGGCUUUUAUUCGGGCUGCUAAGGCUCGGCGCGGCUUGUCCUGUAUCGUGCUCGUGUAAUGCCUCGAGGAUCUCGUGUAUCGAUCAAGAACCAGGGAUCGAGGAUUUCCCUGUUUUGGUGCCCGAGACUGACAUGGAAAACAUCACGGAAAUAUACAUCUCAAAUCAAAAAAAGCUAUUAACAAUUAACGAGGACCAUAUGAAGUUCUACUCAAAUCUCAGGAAUUUAACAGUGACCAAUACUCACCUGACAUCUGUAUCUACGAUGGCCUUCUUCAACAAUUCCAAACUUCAAUAUCUGAAUCUCAGAGACAAUAAUUUAUCAACACUGUCAUGGAUGGCAAUUCGUAAUUCAAACAUGUCAACUUUGUUGUUGUCUGGGAACCCUUUGCAAUGUGUAUGUGAGAACAUCUGGAUUAAACUCUGGUUGGAUGACAGUGAGAGAGAGGGGCUGCAAUGUCUACAGGAAAGAGGAAGUGCAAAAGCCCUCAUCAGACUCACUCUUCCUUCAUGUGAAUAUCCGCAUGUUGAGGUAAUCCCUGCUGUCAUCAAUCAAAUGGCAGGAAGUGAUGCUACAGUGAUGUGUAGUGCAUCUGGGGCCCCGACCCCUGAACUCUUCUGGAGCUUAAAUUCAAGUGAUCACCCUCCUCUCAUAACCAGCCACGAGAUUAACAAAAUGGAUCUGCAGUCAGUGUUGACUCUAAGUGGACUUUCACCUGAUGACAACGGCCGAGAGCUCACCUGUAGCGCUGAGAACAUCGUCGGCCAGAAUGAGUCUUCAGUCCUGCUCAAUAUUCUCUUUCCCCCUUCUAUCGUGCAGCUGGAGGAGCCCGAAAGGCAUCAGGACUGGUGCAUCCCAUUCACUGUGACAGGCAACCCGAAGCCUGAGCUGCGCUGGUACCACGAGGGGAAGCUGCUGGAGGAACAGCAGUACAUCAGGACGGAGAUCCAUGAAAUCACAGAUACGGAGUACCACGGCUGUCUGCAACUGGUCAUCCCGACCCACAUCCAUAAUGGCAUUUACAAACUGGUGGCCAGCAAUGAGUUUGGAGAGGACAGCGGAAACAUCACGGCACACUUCAUGCACAGGCCUGAAGUGGACCACUCCGGGACAGAUGGAACAUUCUAUUAUGACACAACGUUUAGCCCUGAAACCCCGCCAUUGGAGGACAAAGUUGCGGUGUAUAUAGUGGUUGGGAUAGCUGGGGUUGCUUUAACUGGAUGCAUUCUCAUGUUAGUUUUCCUCAAGUAUGGCAGAAGCUCAAAAUUUGGCAUGAAGGGCUCUUCAUCUGUCAUUAGUAAUGACGACGACUCAGCCAGUCCCCUCCACCAUGUUUCCAACGGCAACAACACACCAUCAUCCUCAGAAAUCGGCCCGGAUGCCGUUAUUAUCGGAAUGACAAAGAUCCCAGUCAUUGAGAACCCGCAGUACUUCCGCAACCCUGGAAGCAUGCUCAAAUCGGACACUUUCGUCCAGCACAUAAAGCGUCACAACAUUCUUCUAAAAAGGGAGCUUGGAGAGGGUGCUUUUGGAAAAGUGUUCUUGGCAGAAUGCUACAACUUGACACCCGACCAAGAGAAGAUUUUGGUGGCUGUUAAGACGCUGAAAGAGGCCAGUGAAAGUGGGCGGGCAGAUUUCCACCGAGAGGCGGAGCUUCUUACCAACCUGCAACAUGAGCACAUUGUCAAGUUUUAUGGUGUGUGUGUAGAAAGUGACCCCCUCAUCAUGGUGUUUGAGUACAUGAAACAUGGAGACCUCAACAAGUUUCUCAGGGCUCAUGGUCCAGACGCGGUUCUGAUGGUGGAUGGGCAGCAGAGUUUGAUGGAGUUAACCCAGCCGCAGAUGCUGCACAUUGCUCAGCAGAUAGCAGCAGGAAUGGUGUAUCUGGCUUCACAGCAUUUUGUGCACAGAGACUUGGCCACACGAAACUGCCUGGUGGGAGAGAACCUGCUUGUGAAGAUCGGAGACUUUGGCAUGUCCAGAGAUGUCUACAGCACUGACUACUAUAGAGUGGGUGGUCACACCAUGCUGCCCAUUCGCUGGAUGCCUCCAGAGAGCAUCAUGUACAGGAGAUUCACCACAGAGAGUGACGUAUGGAGUCUGGGAGUGGUCCUGUGGGAAAUCUUUACCUAUGGCAAGCAGCCCUGGUACCAACUCUCAAAUAAUGAGGUGAUCGAGUGCAUCACACAGGGCCGAGUGCUUCAGAGACCUCGCACUUGUCCCAAAGAGGUGUAUGACCUAAUGCUGGGCUGCUGGCAGAGGGAGCCCUACAUGAGACUCAACAUCAAAGAAAUCCACAAUCUGCUCCAGAGUCUAGCCAAGGCCUCUCCGGUUUACCUGGACAUCCUGGGCUGACCCUGUGUGGGAUGUCUUUUUGUCAGUGUGGGUGUAAUCGUGAGAAAGAGAGACCGUGUAUAUGAGUGAAUGUGCGGGAUUAAAGGAGUAAGGGAUGGUUUAGAUUAGGGAGAGUGAUUAAAUAAAUAAUUUUGUGCGAGUGUUUAAAAAUAGCUUGUGCUUCAGCCUUCUCACCACAUAGACUAAAGGCCUUAAAAUUGACUUUUGAGUUUUACCCAUCUGGAUAUGUCCAUAUCUCUCAUGUACCAUACUAUUUUUCUUUAGAUCCUAAAUGAUCUACAAAAUGAACAAAUGGAAAAAUUUGUUGUAAAUAUGCGUUAAAGACAAUGUAGACCCUUUGUUUAACGGCCUUUAUGAAAAAGGUACUUUGGUUUAAGAAAGUUUUGUCACUUUUUGUUUAAUGAGAUGGACAAAAUCUGGAUUUGAUGAGGACCCAGUCACUAGCACAAUGCUGUCGAUGCCCUGGCGACACAUUCGGGCAGACUCGAUGCAGAUCGCAAUACUAUCCGCGGAGCAAACUAUGGAGUAACAAUCAUUUAACUGCCAGAUUGACAAUGAGUUUUAUUUUAUCCAUUAUUUUUUAAAAGGUCCAAUUUAAUUUUGGAUUAUUAUGCUAAUCCAUCCUCUCUGUGCCAAGAUUUGAUGUCUAACCCUGAGGUUGAUGAAAGGCGUGUUUUUGGAUGUGUCAGUGCGCCCCAUCAAACUCAGUCUGAACUUUGUAAUAGAAGCACAGGGAUAAAGACACCUCCGAUUUUUUCUUUUUGAAGAGGCUUGAGGGUGGAUGCUGAGUCGUAACUGCCAUGAUGUGACUAAUCAUUUUGGAGGCACAGGAAAACUACAUCCUGACAUGCUGAUGGCACUUCAAGAACGCUCACAGUUCCAAGCUUUUCACUACUGACUAUCCUGACCUGUGACACCAAUGGCAGCAGAUAAGGAAAAAUAAGUCUAUUUCAUGGCAAAAUAUACUGUAAUUAAAUAUUUGCAAUUUAUAUUUCAUCGUCUACGUCUACUUUUGAAUUGCUGUAAAAUGAGAAAGAUGCUUUUUGCCCACAGAAUGGUGUAGGAACUGCAUCUACCAGCAGAAUAUUACUGGAACAUGCUAACCAGCCAAACCUUGACCCAACAAAAGUAAAAAUCUUCUCAACUUUUGGUUGCAUAACAGCGCGUCACUUUUACAAUCUCGUGUUUUACCUCUAUGUCCUACGUCCACCAUCCCCAUGGCAACCAAUGGAUUUCUCUGAUGUAGCGUAAACUCUAGUGUGUAGGUGUCCUCGAUCGUCAUCAUGUUGCAAUUUAAUGGACCUUGCCUCUGGGAAGAUUUUGGGGAGAUUUCUUUCAUACCUGUUCUUAGGGAGUACAUACCGUAGAUGUUGUCCAUAAUGUAAUAGACCCUACUGAACAGCUGGAUUUGAUUUGCUCUCUGAUUAUUCAUUACUAUCUAUUUAUGUAUCGUCUACGAAAUAACUGCUAAAUAAUACAUGUAUGUGAUAAUCGACGAUCAAUUUGUUUUUGGUGUAUUGUGGACUGUUUCAAAGCGAUGGGCUUGGUGGGCACUGUGAUGUGAAUGUUCAUUUGACAAUGAUACGAGUUGGACUGGCCCUGAGGUCACAGCUGAAAGACCCAAUGAAGGGACAGUCUCGACUUGACCUGUGUGCUUCAACCCCACCAAACAAGAUAACAGAGGAGGACAACUGACAACAAACAGGAUUAAAUAGACUACAAAUGAAUGACCUUUAAUUAAAAAUACUAAUAUCAUAUGCCGUUAUCAGUAUUUCCUUAAGGCCAAAGUAUACUUCGGUUUUCCACGUGCCGCAAAUUUCGUCAUUAGCACACUACACAUGGACUGUCCUCGUGUAGCCCAAAAUUUGUAGACAGUCCUGAUCUUUCCAUGUUGUUGGCACAUGCACCAGCCAUUGACUGUACUAAAGAGUAUCACAGUAACGCGUCCGUUUCAGCUUGCGGUCAAAAGAGUAUACUUUGAAGCGUAACUCGUCUCGCACCAUUUCUGCUACGGACACGAAUGUCAUUGUAAAUUGUUCAUCUUAAGGAGAGGUUUCGAUGUAAUUGGACUACAUAUUUUUACCUGGCAGUCAAUAAAACAGAACAAAUAAGAGUUGUACUGAAGAAGGGACCCAUGCCAUCUCUAAGGACCAGAAUAUCAAAGAGACUUGGUGGGCUCUUUUGACUUGGGCAAGUAAGCAACCACUUAGCUUGAUGCUUGAGUUACCAACUAGCGACCACCAAGAACUACCUAGCAACACAUCAACCAGAAUACGUUCAGAAUCAUGGCAGCGAGUUUUGCACUAGCAAGCAACACUCACAUUUUCUUCAGAAAAUUUAAGAAUCUAGUUUGUGGUGACGUAGAUUGACAGACUUAAAUUUAUCAAGCAUAGAGCAUUUCUACGGCAUAUUUAUGAAUAUUACCCACAUUGAAUUUUAGAUUUAAUUGUAUUCAUAAACCCACUGAUGACCCGCUUGACCACACAACCAAUUACAAUUCGUCCCAUGAAGACUAAAUCUAAUCCAGUUUCUCAAGUUUACUAUCAUCUCUGUUGACUAACUCCAGGGUACAAUAUUUGUAUGACUUGUCCUCCUCUGCAUGGGUAAAAUGUUUCUCUAUUUUCAGAUUGAGGGGGCGCUUUGUGGUCUCCAUCAACACAUUUUGUGCCGAACUACUGAUUCUUUGGGGUAAGAAGUAUUGCAGAUGUAUUGCUCCGAGUGUGUCUGUAUAUAUGCAAUUAGACUGUAAAUAUAAAUGAGCAGGAUCAAUCAUUCUUUGUACACUGAUGUCAAAAUUCUUUCCAAACGGUCCACUGGCAGGACCUACUUUAAUAGCCGACUACACAACAUCACAGAACGUACGAGUUGUUGAACAGGAUGUCCAAUCAAGUGUUGGUCAUUACGGUCAUGAUCUUUUGAGCAGCGACUUUUAAUGACCUCUUAGAGCUUUGCACUUUCUUUAUAGAUGUACUGCUCAUAUUUUUGUAGUUUUCACCCUACAAUUGUAAGCACUGCAAAAACGGGGGGGGUGGGGGGUGAGGAGCAGAAAUGCACUGAAAGAGGUUGUUUAAAUUGAAGGGGGCUAUUUGCUAACAGUACAGAUAUGGAAGACAUGUAUUCAGUCAGUUACGCUGAACAAUUUUUCUUGAGUUGUGGCAGACUGACUUAAUGUAAAGACUUUAUUGAACAAAUAUGGCAUUUUCUCAGUUCUUGGUAUAAGGAUUUAUGUCUGUUCUAAAAAGCCAGCCUGUACUUUAUAAUCAAUUCUGUACAGUUCUAAUAGAUGUCUAUAUAAAUAGUAUGUUCUCUCUAUAUAUUCUGUUUAAAAAAAAAAAACAGGCAUCAUGUCAAAAUGUGUGAUAUUAUAAAGGGAAGAAAAACUCAUCUAAUGGACCUUCGGCAAUAUGUGAGUGUAAAUACAGUUUAUUUAACGUGGCAAUGUAUUUGUUUUUCUGUUGUUGUUCACAAUGAAAAAUUUCUUUAAAAAAAAAAAUAAAAAAAUAAAAAUCUCUGUAAUUGAUCAACUAGCCUUUUCCCUUAUGUAGUAUGUAAUUAUUAUAACCCUUAAUAUUGUUAUGGGUUGGUUUUACAUUAAGGAAUGCCAUAUUAAUGGCAACCUUUGUCCCAGUCACCAUCUACAUCCAGGGGGGAAAGGGUCAAGUGUUCAUCCAUCCUCAUUUGAUAUAUUAAAACCUCUUAAACAUUCUAUAUGAAUGAAGAACUGUGAUUGAUUACUGAAACACUGUUUAUGAAUUUGUUUUAGUUUGUUUCAUGCUCUGUAUGGGUGAAUUUCAUGAAAACUGUCAAGCAAUGUCCAGGUCAGAUUUCAGAUUUGCAAUUUAAUUUAUUCCACUUUUUCACCUUUUUUUUAAGCUGGGUCACUGGUGGUGAGUGUGAAUGUGUCUGUUUACAUGCGUGAUCUGCUGUGCGUGUGCGAGUGCGCUCCCGGCAGACUCUCUCACGGCUUUAGGUGUCAGUACUCUUAUGCUUGUGCAUCCUGUGAGAAGCUUCUCUGCAGUCAAUGGAAAUGUUCCUUGUACUACUGUGCAUUUAAUAAAAGUGGUAUGUCUUACAA
This is a messenger RNA of Myxocyprinus asiaticus (Chinese sucker), 6783 nucleotides long. RefSeq names its product neurotrophic tyrosine kinase, receptor, type 2b (gene ntrk2b). NCBI's taxonomy places the organism in Eukaryota, Metazoa, Chordata, Actinopteri, Cypriniformes, Catostomidae. Bases 312 to 2708 code for a protein of 798 amino acids. Gene Ontology annotation, molecular function: ATP binding; brain-derived neurotrophic factor receptor activity; brain-derived neurotrophic factor binding. The record is from RefSeq and is a predicted model, not a curated record. Gene Ontology annotation, cellular component: axon; signaling receptor complex; plasma membrane. The transcript is spliced from 18 exons. Gene Ontology annotation, biological process: regulation of phosphatidylinositol 3-kinase/protein kinase B signal transduction; cell surface receptor protein tyrosine kinase signaling pathway; trans-synaptic signaling by neuropeptide, modulating synaptic transmission.